Molecule: messenger RNA, 1663 nt
Organism: Scatophagus argus
Lineage: Eukaryota; Metazoa; Chordata; Actinopteri; Scatophagidae
Product: class I histocompatibility antigen, F10 alpha chain-like
Exons: 6
Coding region: 156-1223 (355 amino acids)
Biological process (GO): immune response
Cellular component (GO): external side of plasma membrane
Source: RefSeq, a predicted model, not a curated record
CGAUAUGCACGUUGGUUCCUCACUUCAUUCAGCAGUUUCAGUCCUCGAGUCGUGUUCGACAAAGAAGCAAAGUGCAUCCGUAACGGAAUAAAUAAUAAGAAGAGUAAAUAAGAAUGAAAAUGGGAAUUUAACAAGAAGUCUGUUAAUGUCUUAGUAUGAACAAAUGGGUCCUCCUGGUCCUCCUGGGUGCAGGUCUACAUGUGGCUGCAGUGACUCACUCUCUGAAGUAUUUCUACACUGCGUCCUCUGGACUCCCAAACUUCCCAGAGUUUGUGACUGUUGGGUUGGUUGAUGAUGUUGAGAUGGUUCACUAUGACAGCAACACCAGGAGAGAAGAACCCAAACAGGACUGGAUGAAGAAAGUCACAGCAGAUGAUCCACAGUACCUGGACAGAAACACUGGGAAGUUAGUUGGUCAACAGCAGGCCUUCAAAGCCAACAUCGAAACUCUGAAGCAGCGCUUCAACCAAACUGGAGGUGUCCACAUUUUCCAGCAGAUGUGCGGCUGUGAGUGGAACGAUGAGACCAAUGAGGUCAACGGUUAUUUUCAAGAUGGUUAUGAUGGAGAAGACUUCAUAGCAUUUGACCUGCAGACGCUGACUUGGAUCGCUCCUAAACCACAAGCUGUCAUCACCAAACACAAGUUGGAUAACGACAAAGCUCAGUCAGCGUUGUAUAAGAACUACCUCACCCAGAUUUGUCGUGACUGGCUGAAGAAGUAUGUGGACUAUGGGAGGAGCUCUCUGCUGACAACAGAGCGUCCCUCAGUGUCUCUCCUCCAGAAGACUCCCUCCUCUCCAGUCAGCUGCCACGCUACAGGUUUCUACCCUGAGAGAGCCACACUCAGCUGGAGGAAAGAUGGAGUGGAGCUUCAUGAGGACGUGGAGCUCGGAGAGAUCCUCCCCAACCACGAUGGAACCUUCCAGAUGAGUGCUGAGCUGAAGCUUUCAUCAGUCACACCUGAAGACUGGAGCAGGUACACCUGUGUGUUUCAGCUCUCAGGUGUGGAGGAGGACAUCGUCACCAAACUGGACAAAGCAGACAUCAGGACCAAUGAAGAGAAGAACAUGACUGUCAUCAUCGCGGUUGUUGUGGUGGUUCUCGCUCUCGUCCUCAUCGCUGCUGCUGCUGUUGUAUUCGUGGUUCGCAAAAAGAAGGAAGCCAAAUGUCCUCCAUCUGACAACAGCUGUGAGCUCUCUGAGAGACUGAAUCCUCAGCCCUGAAUAACAAACACAGCAGCUGAACACAGUGAGUGGCUUCAUAUGAGACAUGAACACAAACUGUGUGUCAAAGAACCUUCUGGAUUGUUUCUGUAGUCAAACUUCUGUGACGCUUUGUGAAGAAAAGCUUUCACCUGCAGGUGAUUUUUAGAUUUUUCAGUCCAAGCUUUAGUAAAACAGUGACAGCAGUUUAUUAAACUGGUGUUGAAUCAAAUGAAAAACAAACUGGACUUCAAUUAUUAUUAAGUAUUAACACUUAAAUGAGUGAAUGCUGGAUAUUUCAAGGUUCAGACAAGCUACUUGUUUAGCUUGUCUGAACCUGGACUUCCUGUUGCGGUAAGCGUCAUACGAUACGUCAAUACGUCAUUUCCUGUUGUUGUGUGUUACUGGUGUUACAAGCAGCUCCGUCUGCGCUUUAAUUAAAGAUCACUUAAGUUGUUGUA